AAAAAGAGUUCAGAUAGUCUAAUCUUGUCGACUGUCUUUCUCAUCUCGUCAUUCCCCUUCUCCUUUCUCUCCUCUUCCCCUUAGCAUCCCGACUGAAAUUCUCACUAGCCAAAGAACCCGAUUCAAAUCUAUGCUCCAGUCGGGCCGGGUGAUCACAAGGUCUCAGAAUUCCUGUUCUUCUGAGUUGUUGGUUCUCUGACCCGCCGCCAUGUCAGAACGGAGCUCGAGCUCAUAUGGCGACGCUGAUACUGGCACGGACGUAGCGCCAGCCACCGCCACCAGAAGCAUCAGUUGGACGCCGCAGGGCCGCGCGCUCACGGCCUGCCUCGUCGCCGUUAACGUCGCGCUCGUCGCCCUCGUCUACCUCUACUUCUGGAGGGUGUUCUCCCGCAAGCGCGCCACGUCCCCCGUCGGCGGUGGUGACAACGACGACGGCGCGUCGUCCUCCGCCUCGACGCCGUCCUCGCCUCCAAGGAUCCAGGACCACGACCGCCUCGUGGCGUCGCUGCCGACUUUCGUCGUGCGCUCCGGCGCCGGCGAGAAGGGGGCCGCGGCGGAGUGCGCGGUGUGCAUCGCGGAGCUGAGGGGCGGCGACGAGGGCCGCGCGCUGCCGCGGUGCGGGCACCGGUUCCACGCGGCGUGCGUCGACGCGUGGCUGCAGCGCCACGCCACCUGCCCGCUGUGCCGGGCAAGCGUCGUCGCCGCGGAGACGGAGGCGGGGCCCAAAGGCGGUGGCGUGACGGACACGACGACGGCUGCCGUGGAGGAUGUCGACGCGCGGGUCUAGUCAUCACUACUCAAGUAGCGUGUGAACUUGUAUGUGUGUGUGAAGCGAAGAAAUUGGGACGUCAAGUAGCAUCUGUAUCUUGUCUUUGGUCAUCGAAAGGCUGUUGUCGCAGCAUUAUCUUGUUUAAAUUUGGAUGGCUCCAAACUGGCCACGAAGCUGAUAGUGCAAGAUUGGAUUUGUAUUCCA
Molecule: messenger RNA, 973 nt
Organism: Phragmites australis (common reed)
Lineage: Eukaryota; Viridiplantae; Streptophyta; Magnoliopsida; Poales; Poaceae
Product: RING-H2 finger protein ATL39-like
Exons: 1
Coding region: 209-787 (192 amino acids)
Source: RefSeq, a predicted model, not a curated record